This is a messenger RNA of Dendronephthya gigantea, 2242 nucleotides long. Its product is annotated as ubiquitin-like-conjugating enzyme ATG3. Gene Ontology annotation, biological process: nucleophagy; autophagosome assembly; autophagy of mitochondrion. Lineage: Eukaryota; Metazoa; Cnidaria; Anthozoa; Malacalcyonacea; Nephtheidae. Gene Ontology annotation, molecular function: Atg8-family ligase activity. Gene Ontology annotation, cellular component: cytosol; cytoplasmic ubiquitin ligase complex. The transcript is spliced from 12 exons. The coding region runs from base 163 to 1131 and encodes 322 amino acids. The record is from RefSeq and is a predicted model, not a curated record.
UUACUCUUGUUCCGAUUAGACACGUUCUUGGUUCUUGGAAGCUUCGGUACGGAACUUUAAAACAUUGUAAUUGUAUUUUCGAUUUCACAAUAUUUAAAACCUCUGGCCACGAUCGGUAUAAAUUUCUUAGCGUUUUCUUGGGCCGAAUAUUAUUAAAGCAGAAUGGCGAUGCAAGAUGUACUUAAUAAAAUGAAAGGCACAGCCUUAGGAGUUGCAGAGUAUCUUACACCAGUCCUAAAGGAAUCUAAAUUUCAAGAAACUGGCGUCAUUACACCAGAAGAGUUUGUUGCUGCUGGUGACCAUCUUGUUCACCACUGUCCAACAUGGCAAUGGUCCACGGGAGAUGAGACUAAAGUUAAGACCUAUCUUCCGAAAGAUAAACAGUUCUUAGUCACAAAAAAUGUACCAUGCUACAAAAGGUGUAAACAAAUGGAAUAUGUUGAUGAGAACGAAACAAUUGUGGAACCUGAGGAUGAAGAUGGGGGAUGGGUCAGUACCCACAAUACAGAUAGUACAGCAAAUCAGCAGUCAACAACUGCUCAGGAUGAAAAAACAGCAGAAAUUCAACUUGAUUCAGACAAGAAGAAGGGUGUACCUGUUUCCGGCGACGAUGACGAUGACGACGAAGAUGAUGAUGAUGAAGAGGCUGAAGAUAUGGCAGCAUUUGAAGAAAGUGGGCAACUUGAUACCGACGAGGGCACUCUGGAAGUGGAGAAAACGUCCAAAGCCAGUACAGAAACUGAAAACAGCCCAGCAACCGAUGGAAUAUUGCAAACGCGUACAUACGAUAUGUAUGUGACGUAUGACAAGUAUUAUCAAACUCCGAGAUUAUGGCUUUUUGGUUAUAACGAGAACCGUAAACCUCUAUCUGUGGAGGAAAUGUACGAAGACAUGAGUCAGGAUCACGCUAAGAAAACAGUAACAAUUGAAUCGCAUCCUCACCUCCCAACGACAAUGGCUUCCGUCCAUCCGUGCAGGCAUGCUGACGUGAUGAAGAAAAUAAUUGAAACUGUUGCCGAAGGUGGAGGAGAACUCGGAGUUCAUAUGUAUCUUUUGAUAUUUCUCAAAUUUGUACAGGCUGUCAUCCCUACAAUCGAGUACGAUUAUACACGCCAUUUUACAAUAUCAUGAUCAAUCGCGCCAAUUUUCAUACAACAAAUUGAAAGGUCAGCACUCAGCAGAGACGUGAAUAACUACAUUGCAAAGACCAACAUACAGGGUUAUUCUUGGAAACGUCCGCUGCAUAUUACAUUGUGUCCAAUAUAUCAACAUUCAAUAAACAUUAAUGAUUAGAUAGACAAAGCUAAUUUUGCUAAUCAAAGCGUACAAUUAUUUUCUGUUCUAUAUUGCUGUGGUUGGUGGUAGUGAAAAACGCCGGCCGCAGUAUGUCGUCAUGUAGGAAGUAGCUAAUAUUAAAUUUAUUGCCUGCAGACUGUUCUAUGUCUGCCUGUUCUAUGUCUGCCUGCAGACUGCGCUAUGUCUCAUCACUGGUCUUAUUCCUAUAUAACAUAGCAUAACAAAGCCGAAAGAAAUAACCUCGUGUUUUUAUGUUUGCCCCUUCAAGGUCGUCUGUUUGCUUUUGUAAACAAUUCAGGUAAAACGUACAUGCAUCUUUUCCUCACGUUAAAAAUGACGAGUCAUUAAAGCAGUGACUGAACCUAUUUUGUGAAAAGAUGUCACUCUCUUUAUCUCAUAUAUUCAAAUUCUACAUGCAUGUGACUGCUGUUCAAGUAGGAUGAAUUCUCGCUACUACUUGACAUUUUCUGUUAAAAAUUAUAUACUAAAUGCCUAUUCUUAGGGUAAAAUCUCGACUUUCAUGGCUUAAAAUGGGAUGAUAUUUAUAGGAGUUAGUUAAUAUAAAGUUUAGUAUACGUAUUGAAAUCAUAAUACUUUCAAGAUGAUAUUCAGUGGUCGUCGCGUCUAAUGUCAUACGGUGGCUUACAUGCAAAUAUGAUUUUAAAUUGUCGGAUAUGAAAUAUUUGAAAAUCUUCUGUUAUAACAGGUUAAUUUUGCCCGAGCUAUAUAGCUAGUUAACAUUUUCUAUUUGAUUAUAACAAUAUCAAACAAGUCAAAGAAGAAACUUUCGACUCGUGUACACCCGUUGUGUCUUGCACUUCUUUGUAUUUGACCGUAGACAACAUUACAGGCAGUGAUAUAUUGCAUAUAUGAUAAUACAAUUCAUUAUCAGGAGUGAAAACUGUGGUUAAAGAAAGGCAGAUCCGGAGAAGCUAGGCAAUAUAGU